Messenger RNA from Dromiciops gliroides (monito del monte), 2373 nucleotides. It is a transcript of the gene CCDC62, whose product is annotated as coiled-coil domain containing 62. The transcript has 13 exons. The record is from RefSeq and is a predicted model, not a curated record. NCBI's taxonomy places the organism in Eukaryota, Metazoa, Chordata, Mammalia, Microbiotheria, Microbiotheriidae. Bases 135 to 2174 code for a protein of 679 amino acids.
CGGCCGCCUGAGGCCAGUCCCCGCGACCUGGCCGGCCGCUCUGGGGAAGGCAAGCCUAUGGAGUUUCCAAGGUGAAACUCGCCGACUCCUACUUUCUCCCGAAGCGGACGGGAAACACCGGGCUGCGGCCACCUAUGAACGCGACACCAUUCUCCCGCAAGAACAUCAUCUAUUCAGAAAUUGAGGCUCACACUAUUGAGAAACAACGGAAAGAACUGCAACUGUUAAUUGGGGAACUAAGAGAUCGGGACCGAGAGCUCAGUGAAAUGGUUCUGGCGCAUCAAAGACAGCUUCUGGCAUGGGAAGAUGAUCGGCAGAAAGUGCUGACCUUGGAAGAAAGAUGCUGCAAAUUAGAGAAUGAACUGCAUAAGAGGAGUGAUGUAAUUAGGACCCUCACCAAGAGGAUCAAAACUCUAGAAUCUCAACAAAAUGACCACCAGGAGGUUCUUCAGACAGCUCAGCAUCAGCUCCAGGAAAUGGCUCAAAAGGCCACCCAUGCCUCUGUCAUCUGUGAGGACCUCGAGGGAAAAAACAGGUGUCUCAACAACUCUGUGAUGGAACUUUCAGCACAGAUAGGACAGUUACAAGCUCGAGAACAGGCACUCUCUACAAUGAUCAAACUUAAGGACAAAGAUAUUGUUGAAGCAAUCAAUCAUAUUACAGACUGUUCGAGUAAAUUUAAAAUGCUAGAACAUGCCUUACAUGAUGCCAAAAUGGUGGAAUCCUGUAUUAUCAAGGAAAAGCAAGAUUAUAAGCAGAAAAUGAAAGUGCUAAAGUUUGAAGUAACUAAACUAAAAGAUGACCUGAAUGAAAAGACGAAUGAAAAUAAUGAGCAGCGAGAAGAGAUUAUUCGCCUCAAACAAGAGAAAAGUUAUCUUCAUGAUGAGCUGGUCUUUACUGCAGAGAGAGAAAAGAGGAAAGAACAAUUACUUGAUAUCGCAAAAUCAAAGCAAGAACGAACAGAUACUGAACUCCAUAAUUUGAGACAGGUAUAUGUCAAACAGCAGAGUGACCUGCAGUUUCUUCACUUCACUGCAGAAAAUUGUAGGGACGACUCGAGGAUGGAUGAGUCACGGAUUCAUGAAACCAGAGAAUUGAGUUUCUCAGAUCUGGAAAGUAACACCCCUAAAACCAUCAUUAAGAGAGAGGGAAAUCAGAAGAUAUAUGCUAAGGAUCAUGAAUGUGAAGCCUCCCAGGUUCAACACUAUAGGCCAGAAAAGGGUGGUUUUGAGGCAUGCAGAGAAGAGAAGAGAAUUAAUCCUGUGUAUGGGGAAGAAGCUACUACUGGGACGUCAGCCAUUUUUGCAAAAGAUCCGCUGGAAAGACAAAGGCCCUUGCUCUUGAAAGAGAAAGUACAGUUUAAUACAAUGGCCUCUGGUGAGUCCAAAAGGAGAGGUACCUUGUACAGAAACAGUAUGAAGUCAUCCAAGAGCAGUGAUACCGAGACCCUGGCUCGGGAGCAUCACCACCACCACCACCACCACUUUGGAGGGCCCGAUCACAAACACUGUGAUCUCAAUAUCUUUGUGAGACCAGGCUUGUCUAGAGCAAAACAGGUAGAAAGAAUGGAAAUGGAAUGUCUGGACCAGAUGGAGGUGGCUGAAGCCUCCUAUUCCCAGGUCAAUGAAGGCUCUUUGAGUGACUCAGACAUUUGUGAAUCUAAAUGCUGCCACCCGAGUAACUUCGUCAUCGAAGCCCCAGGUCGGAACUCUGUUUCUGAUGUGGAGUGGAUGAGGAUUUUCAAGCCUUCUAAAGUAGAGAGAAUUGUUCGGCCCAAGACUGUUUGCACGUGCUCACGGAACGUCUGUGGAAUAAAGUAUCAUACCUUCAAAAGCCCACCAAUCGCCUUCUGGCAUUCCCACCGCAUGGGUACCUCCGCUCUAAAGUGUUCCACAAAGAACGAGGAGAGAUUCACGGAUUUCUCUUCAGAAAAAAGGCAUUCCUCUGGAUUUUUGUCAAGCAGCAGAGGCCCAGAUGCCUCCUUCCAUUACGAUGACUGUUCUCCCACAAGUAAGCUUCAGCGCUUGCUGGCGGAAUCUCGAGAGAUGGUUACUAAUCUGGAACUUAAUACUCUACUCCCUGUUAGCGCUAAUAAUCCCAACCACAGUACAGACCUCUCCGACCUGACAGCUCACAAAGUGCCACUGCCAGUGAUUGAAGAAACCAGCUCUUGAGUCCAGUUUUCCAGGCGAUCAUGGAAGCAGAUUUCUUGUCUAUUUGGAAGGAAGGAAGCAGACAUCCUUGCAUAAUACUUACUUUGAAAGAAGAGGAUUAUAAUUCUUCAUAAGCCACAAACAGCUAAUACCCAAAGGCACCAGAAGCUAAAAGAUCACUUCUUAACACCUGUAUUUUGAAUGUUGUCAAGUUAGUAGU